This is a messenger RNA of Lepisosteus oculatus (spotted gar), 1694 nucleotides long. RefSeq names its product general transcription factor IIE, polypeptide 1, alpha (gene gtf2e1). Gene Ontology annotation, biological process: transcription open complex formation at RNA polymerase II promoter; transcription initiation at RNA polymerase II promoter. NCBI's taxonomy places the organism in Eukaryota, Metazoa, Chordata, Actinopteri, Semionotiformes, Lepisosteidae. Gene Ontology annotation, cellular component: transcription factor TFIIE complex. The record is from RefSeq and is a predicted model, not a curated record.
CGCUCUCGUGGGGUGAGUUUAGAAGAAGGUGGUAGUGAUUUGUUAUCGGGUGGGUAUUGUUUUUUUUAUAUUGUUUUGCGACUUCAUUGAAUACUAGAUUUUUCAUGGAAGAAAACCAAGCUGGAAGAAACUAAUAAAAGAAGAAGAUUGCUGAUUUUUCACGAGCGUUGAAAGGAGCGUCAUGACUGAGCCGGAAGUCCUGACCGAGGUGCCUGCCUCCCUGAAGCGCCUGGCCAAGCAGGUGGUGCGCGGCUUCUAUGGGGUGGAACACGCUCUGGCCGUGGACAUCCUGAUCCGCAAUCCCUGCGUGAAAGAGGAGGACAUGCUGGAGCUGCUCAAGUUCGACCGCAAACAGCUGCGCUCUGUCCUCAACACGCUGAAGGGGGACAAGUUCAUCAAGUGCCGCAUGCGGGUGGAGACGGCCCCGGAUGGCAAGACCACCCGCCACAACUACUACUUCAUCAACUACCGGCUGCUGGUCAACGUGGUCAAGUACAAGCUGGACCACAUGCGGCGGCGAAUCGAGACAGACGAGAGGGACUCCACCAACAGAGCCUCCUUUAAGUGUCCUUGCUGCUUCAGCACUUUUACUGACCUGGAGGCCAACCAGCUCUUUGAUCCCAUGACAGGAACUUUCCGCUGUACGUUUUGCCAGACAGAGGUAGAGGAGGAUGAGUCUGCUUUGCCAAAGAAGGAUGCACGGACACUGGUGGCCAGGUUCAAUGAUCAAAUAGAACCGAUCUAUAUCCUCCUCCGAGAGACGGAGGAGAUCAAUCUGUCUUAUGAUUUACUGGAACCGGAGCCUGCUGAGAUCCCAGCUCUCAAGCAAAGUAGGGAGCGGGCAGCUGCAGCUGCAGCUGGAGCAGCCUCUGGGCCCCAUAGGGAGAACUGGGCUACGAAGGGCUCUGCCUAUGAGGAUCUCUACACACAGAAAGUCAUCAUUAGCAUGGAGGAGCAGGAGGAUCAGAAACGGCUGGCUGGAGAGGGGAAGACACCCAAAGAAAGGCCCAUCUGGUUGACAGAGAGCACUGUCCAGGGUGCAUACAGCGAGCUUGAUGAUAUAAAGCACAGUGCAGAGGCCAUGGACGGGCUGCGGGAGGGCGAAGACGGGCACCACAUGCAGCCUGAUGAGAACGAGGAGGUGAUGCGUGCCCUCCUGAUCCACGAGAAGAAGGGCACAGGCUUGGCUGCGGGACUGGCAGGGGCAGCUGCAAUGGCUGGGGUGUCCCAGUCAGGCAACCACAGUGACUCGGAGAGCGACACCAGCGAGUCUGACGAGGAUUCGCCCCCUCACCCUGCACCCCAGAGCUACCUGAAGAACGAGGAGGAGGACGAAGAUGAUUUUGAAGAAGUAGGAGAAGAGCCCACCGUGCUGGUGGCUGGCCGGCCCUUCCUGUAUCACGAAGUGAGCCAGCGGCCAGAGCUGGUUGAACAGAUGACCCCGGAGGAGAAGGAAGCUUAUAUUGAAAUGAGCCAACAUCUCUUCCAGGCAAUGUAUGAUUAAGGAUCGAUUUUUUUUGUGUAAAGGAAGGCAAGUUCUUUUAUCCUGUUUUAUCUAAUCUUCUCUCCUUAUCUAUGGCAGAAACAAUGAAACUGCAUAUAGCAGAGUGCUGAACUCCUUUAGAUAAGGAAGGGGUUGCAUUUGGGGUACAAGGCUAAAAGUUUAGAAUAUACCUGAAUCCAAUUUCUAAAAA